AUGAAUGAAUAAUCAAGACCAUCACUUUCUUUAUAUUUUUUGUGGAAUUCCUUUUUCCAUUAACCAAAGAAGUAUUUUAAAAGGAAACUUCCUAAUAGAUUAGCUUCAGAUGUGCAAUAUGUUUCAGAAAAUUUCUCAAACACUUAUUUCCACUUAUCAACAACUAUAUUGUAAACUUUAAAAUAUGAAUUCUUACUCUUUCUAUCUAAAAUUCCUUUUGUAAAUACACUCAUGAAAAACACAACCAUUGCUGCAUGCAGACCCCACAUAUUUCUAGGCAUUCCAACAUCAAGAGAUAGGAAAACAAUUUUAUUUAUACCAUUUUCUGCUAAUUUCUAUAAAAAUGAUGGCAAUAUUCCUACUAAUUGCUUAGGAUUUUCUAUAAUACGCUCUUUGAUUUAUGUUUUAGCAUCAAAAUUUAAUAAAUUUGUAAAGGGAAUCCAUUUCACCAUUUCAAUAUUUCCUUAUUUAAAUUUAAGCUAUUCUGUUCUAGCUGUAUUUAGAACUACAAAUAUAUGUGCUCUACUGUAUACUUCUCUUUAUAUUUGUUCGCUCUAUCUUGACUCUAUUCUUCCUGUGUAAAAAUUUUUAGGGAGAGCUCCUAAAUAGAGUGUAGAACACCCAUAAUCUUGUAGAUCUAAACCACUAUCAUCACGAAUUGAACGAAAAACUGCCUGUAAAUCAUCCUGCCUUUUACCUUCACAUUUACCUCCUAAAAAACGAACUUGUUGGGAAUACAUAUCUGUAGUGGAAAUAGAACUAACUGAGCGUUAAGCUACCAUCAAGUCAUAUUUAAUUUGA
Molecule: messenger RNA, 801 nt
Organism: Tetrahymena thermophila SB210
Lineage: Eukaryota; Ciliophora; Oligohymenophorea; Hymenostomatida; Tetrahymenidae
Exons: 1
Source: RefSeq, a predicted model, not a curated record